AAAUGCAUUGUUACAGAGAUUUUAGAUGACAUUAUACUUGCCAAUGAAAAUUGUUCGUGACUACUGAGUUCCUCCAACGCCGACUAGUCAACCUCCACCCACACCGACGCCGGCGAGUCCUCUUCCACAUUGAUGCCGGCGCUUCACCUCCGGCCGCAGGGUUCGAUUUUUCAAGUUUUAUCUUCGAUUCCGACUUGAUUAGGUUUAUUGAAUACAAAAUUUUUGAACUUUCGUUUCAAUCUAUCUGAAUACGAGUUUCUGAUUAUAACGGAUUUCUGAAUACAAAAUUCUAAUCGGGUUAGUUCCUUGAUCUUUUUAACUUCGUUUUUUUUUUUGCUUGGAUCAUGAGAAUGUGCCUUUGAAUGACCUUCUGAAAUCGAAGAACGACCUUAGAAUACUUCUUAUUGCUAAGUUUUGCAUCGUUUUUUCUUCUUUCUGAAAUUGACAUCGUUUUUUUGCUGAAAUUGGCAUUGUUUUUUUUGCUUGGGUCAUUGGAAUGUUCCUUCCAUACGAAAAGAAAAUCAAACAGGGGGUGUUUUAAAUUUAGUUUGGUUCAUGUAUUGUUGAAACGGAUCCACAGCUGAGGAUUUGGAUUAGUAGUGGAAUCACUCCAGAGUCUAUUAUGGUGCUUUUGUUUUAGUGAGGCUGUUGAUAUCAAAAGAAGAAGAAGAUGAAAUCACAUGUCACUAUUUGUCCUUUGUUUCUUGAAAUUCAUAUGAAUUUUGAACUUUUUAGAUAAACACAAUCUACUGGCUGUAACUUGUAUGAGUGAUAAUAGAAGAAGAAGAAGAAGAUGAAAUCUAGCUAGCAUUCAGAGUUAGAAUAAAAGAAACAGCAGCAUAAUAAUUAUUUCAUAUUGUCAAUGUAAAGUUUAAGCAAAUAAUGCAUAAUUGUGAUUAUGCGUGUUGUAUGUGUUUAUGUAAUGUGAUAAAAAAAACAUGGUAGAAUGGUGGUUAUACUGUAAUAGGACAAUGCAUCCAUUGAGAUGAAAUUCUUGUAACUUGUAUAGGCAUUUACGCAUGAUUACAAAUGGAGUUUCCAAGAUCUAAUAAUCUUCAAGUAGUUUCUGGGGGGAAUGAUGAUGAUGAUCCAGAAAUUUUGGUUUCCAAAUUCGAUUCUUCAAUUGACAAUCACUUUCAAGCCAUGGAUAAAAUUGCUAAUCUCUCUGGAGAAUCAGAGUUCCAGUAUCCACAAAUUCAACGUUUCUCUUCUUCCAUUACUUUCUUAAGAGAAUGGAGGAAUUUUUGCUAUCAACCUCGAGCUAUUAAGUUUGCUUGUGAAAGCCAUGAGAAAAACGUCACACAUCAAAUCAAGUUGCCUCAGUUUUCUUCAGCACUUGUUCCUAAAGACACUUCAGAUGGAAACAAAGAUUUUGUGAUGUAUGUUGGAGGCCAUGUUUGGGCUUUAGAUUGGUGUCCCAUACUUCAUCAAAAUUCCAACACUGACAUUAACGUUGAGUUUGUUGCUGUUGCUGCUCAUCCACCAGAGUCUUCAUAUCAUAAAAUUGGUGCUCCACUUACUGGAAGAGGUCUCAUUCAGAUAUGGUGUUUGUUGAAUGCGUAUACAAAAGAACAAGAUAUGAUUCCUUUGGUCAAAGUCAAACCAAAAAGGAAUGAAGAAACAAAUCUUGAAACGAAUCAACCAAAGAAGCCAAGAGGGAGACCAAGAAAGAAUGCUUCUGAUUCUGAAACUGUUCCUGUUCCUAAUACAAACUCAUAUCCACAGCCUCUUGCUAUUGAAUUCCCUCAACACUCAAAAAAGUUGGUUGAUAUUGACAAAAAUACCCCUGAAACUGCCCCUCAACAGCCACCAAAGUUGCUUGCUAUUGAGAAUCAUCAUCAUCAUCAUCAUACCCCUGAAAGUGUUCCAAAUAGUAACUCGGUUUCUAAAGAUAUUGCUUUGCCUAGACUUGUGAUGGGAUUGGCUCACAAUGGAAAAGUUGCAUGGGAUGUGAAAUGGAGACCUGAUUCUCAUGAUAUUUCUAGUUACAGGAUGGGGUACCUUGCUGUUUUGCUUGGGAAUGGAGCUCUUGAAGUGUGGGAGGUACCUGUUCUUAGUGCAACUAAGGCUCUAUUUUCUUCUUGUCAAAAGGAAGGCACUGAUCCUCGCUUCCUUAAGUUGAAGCCAGUUUUCAUGUGUUCAAAGUUGAAGUGUGGAGAUAGACAAAGUAUUCCCUUAACAUUGGAGUGGUCGACAUCUGCCCCUCAUGAUCUCAUUCUAGCUGGUUGUCAUGAUGGAGUGGUUGCACUCUGGAAGUUCUCUACUAAUGAUUCAUCUAUAGAUACCAAACCAUUGCUUUGCUUCAGUGCAGAUACUGUUCCUAUAAGAGCACUUAAAUGGGCACCUCUACCCAGUGAUCCCGAGAGUGCAAACAUAAUCGCUACUUCCGGACAUAAAGGUGUUAGAUUUUGGGACAUUCGUGAUCCAUAUCACCCUCUUUGGGAUAUACCUCUUCAGAAGAUUACAUACAGUUUGGAUUGGCAUCCAGACCCAAGAUGUGUUAUUUUAUCAUCCGAUGAUGGAGAAAUAAAGAUAAUUAACUUAUCAAAAGCUGUAUCUGACACCCCUGUUACUGCUACACCCACUGUAAAAACUCAACACCAUGGAUCACAUAGCUAUUACUGUUCAUCAUCUUCCAUUUGGUGUGUUCAUGUCUCAAGACUAACAGACAUGGUUGCAUAUUGCUGUUCAGAUGGCAAAGUUAUUCAUUUUCAGCUUACAACAAAAUCAGUGGAGAGAGACCCUAACAGAAACCGAGAACCUCAUUAUCUCUGUGGUUCUGUAACCAAAGAAGAAGAAAAGUCAACACUCACUGUGUUGACCCCUUCACCAAAUAUCCCAUUCCCAAUGAAGAAAUCAUCAAACGAAUGGGGAGAUACACCAAGAUCAAAACGUGGGUUUGUAUCAAUAACGAAUCAAGAAAAGAGAGCCAAAGAGUAUGUCUCAAAGGAAAAUCCAAAAAACAAAAACAAAAGUAGCCAAGCUUUAGUAUGCAUUGAUGACGUGGCCAACAAUGUAAAAGACCAUAUGGCCCAUAAAGAGGAGGAUGAGAGAGAAACACUUCCUCCCAAAAUCGUUGCAAUGCAUCGUGUUAGAUGGAACAUGAACAAAGGUAGCGAGAAAUGGCUGUGCUACGGGGGCGCUGCGGGAAUUUUACGUUUUCAAGAAAUUAAUUUAUUGGGAAAUAAAAAGGAAAAAAGAAAAACGUUACAUGAUUUAUCCGUAUCUACUAUCUAGAGUUUAAUUGUAAUGAAAUAAAACAAAUGUCAUUUUAAAUGAAUGGAAAAAUGAUAUCUUAGAUCUUA
Lactuca sativa (garden lettuce) is the source of this 3305-nucleotide messenger RNA. RefSeq names its product Transducin/WD40 repeat-like superfamily protein. Gene Ontology annotation, biological process: transcription by RNA polymerase III. Gene Ontology annotation, cellular component: transcription factor TFIIIC complex. The record is from RefSeq and is a predicted model, not a curated record. Lineage: Eukaryota; Viridiplantae; Streptophyta; Magnoliopsida; Asterales; Asteraceae. Gene Ontology annotation, molecular function: protein binding.